AUGCGCUUCUGGCCCGAGCAGACGUACCGGCGCUACGAGAUGGCGCUGCUCUGCACGAUGGGCACGCUUCUCUGCUACGCCGACCGAACCAACAUUGGCAUUGCGAUCCCGUCCAUCGAGCCCGACCACGCCAAGCAGGGCCAGAUCCUAUCGUCCUUUUACUACGGCUACAUCUGCACGCAGCUCCUUGGCGCCCACUGGGCCUCGAUCUACGGGCCCAAGCGUGUGCUCGUCGCCGGCGUCGUCGUCUGGACGUGCUUUGAUGUGCUCACGAUCACGACCGCGUCGUCGCCAGCCUGGCUUCGCGUCGUGCGCGUCGGCAUGGGCCUCGGCGAAGGCAUCUUGUUCCCGACCUUGCACACGCUCUCAGCAUCCUGGUACCCCGCGACCGAGCGCAGUCGGCUCAUGUCGAUCGUCUCGAGCGGCGUCGACCUCGGGACCAUUGUCGCCAUGGCCGUCUCGCCGCUGCUGCUCGCGUCGCUCGGGUGGCGCUCGAUCUUUCUUCUCUUUGGCCUCCUUAGCACAUCAUGGGUGCUCCUCUUCCUCUGGCGCGGCAGCAGCAAGCCCGAGACCGACGCGUACAUCACCACCGCCGAGAAGGCGACGAUUCUCUCGCAGCGCGGGUCGCUCAUCGCGUCGUCGCCGCCGCCUUGGCGCCGCCUCGUUCUCAACAAGCACGCAUGGGCGGUUUACGCCGCCCACUUUGCCUUCAACUAUGGCUGGUACGUGCUGCUGGGGUGGAUGCCGCAGUACUUUCGCGAGAAGCUGCACCUCUCCCUGGCCUCGUCCGGGCUCGCGGCCGCGUGCCCGUACAUUGCGGGGUACGUCGGCGUCCUCUUUUGGGGCAUGGUCUCGGAUCGACUGCUGCAGCGCUACCGUGUCUUGCACGUGCGCCAGACCAUGAACGCGAUCGGCCUUCUCGGGGCCGCCCUCGCGCUGUACCUCCUGCGCUACGCUGCAUCGGCGCCGUCGGCGAUCGCCAUGCUCUGCCUCACGCUCUUCUUCGCCCGCGCCGCGACGCUUGGGUACUGGGUCAACAUGGUCGACAUUGGCCCGUCCUGCGCCGGCCACAUCAUGGGCGUCAGCAACACGAUCGCUACACUGCCCGGCAUUCUUGGCAACGUCCUCACGGGCUACCUCCUCGGACACGGCGCCGGCAACUGGGACUUGGUGUUUGACAUUGCCAGCGCGCUCCUCGUCCUCGGCGCCGUCGUCUUUCAAGUGCUCUCGACCGACCGGGUCGUGAUCGAGGCGACGGCGCCGCGCCGGUCGUACAAGAAGAAUGACGCCGACGACGUCCCGAUGCAAGCGCUGCUUCUGGACGUGACGACCAUCACCGACGACGACGACGACGACGACGCGCCGUCGACACGGCGCGAGGACGGCGAGUUUUUUAUUUAA
This is a messenger RNA of Saprolegnia parasitica CBS 223.65, 1401 nucleotides long. RefSeq lists its product as hypothetical. NCBI's taxonomy places the organism in Eukaryota, Oomycota, Saprolegniomycetes, Saprolegniales, Saprolegniaceae. Gene Ontology annotation, biological process: transmembrane transport. The coding region runs from base 1 to 1401 and encodes 466 amino acids. The transcript has 3 exons. The record is from RefSeq and is a predicted model, not a curated record. Gene Ontology annotation, molecular function: transmembrane transporter activity.